AUGGCAGGCUUCGUCAACCGCGAAAACCGCGUUCCCUACUACCAGCAACUCUUCCAGGAGGGUCAGAAGAAGCACAUCCGUCAAUGGAACCAAACUGCUCGAGGACGUGGAAUGUUGCGAGUGUACUAUGGUACCUUUAUUAUUACCACUGCUGGAUCAAUGUGGAUGAUGGGUCGCAUGGUAUUGGGACACAAGACCUGGUGGGGGAAAUAA
Molecule: messenger RNA, 213 nt
Organism: Glarea lozoyensis ATCC 20868
Lineage: Eukaryota; Fungi; Ascomycota; Leotiomycetes; Helotiales; Helotiaceae
Exons: 4
Coding region: 1-213 (70 amino acids)
Source: RefSeq, a predicted model, not a curated record